Molecule: messenger RNA, 1362 nt
Organism: Culicoides brevitarsis
Lineage: Eukaryota; Metazoa; Arthropoda; Insecta; Diptera; Ceratopogonidae
Product: phospholipase B1, membrane-associated-like
Exons: 3
Coding region: 1-1275 (424 amino acids)
Biological process (GO): phospholipid metabolic process
Molecular function (GO): glycerophospholipase activity
Source: RefSeq, a predicted model, not a curated record
AUGCCAUCAUCUGUGAUAUCACACAAAAGUGCCAUUGCUGUAUUUUUCCUAAUAUUCAUUGUGAUGAACGUCCUUGACCUCAGUGCGGGUAUCAAAAACGUCAAUCCCGUUGACGGGCAUCAGUAUCGUCCGAUUUUACGAACUGCACGUGAAGGAUUUUUCAAUUUUAUCGGCUCCAACGGGAAUGACGAGUACUCGUUUAAUCUCAACAUGAAACGUGGUAAAUUGCAGAGGCAGUUCAAGGCUUCCGAGCCGUUUUUGUGCGACGUGAAUGUUGGUCGUCGCAGUCAAAAGGUUCCUGAUUCCGUGCACAAAUUGCUUCCGGGUGACAUUGACAUCAUUGGGGCAUUUGGUGACUCGUUGACAGCUGGAAAUGGUGCCAUGGCGACAAACAUUUUGCAAAUUAUGACAGAGAACAAGGGCAUGUCUUGGUCGAUUGGUGGUCAAGGAACUUGGAGAAAGUUUUUAACACUACCAAAUAUUUUGAAGGAAUAUAACCCGAACAUUUACGGAUAUUCGUUAGCUGAUGGCUUGUCGUAUCACAAAAGCUCAGUGUUUAACGUAGCGGAAAUUGGAGCAAUGUCUCGCGAUAUCCCUUACAUGGCCAAAGUGCUUGUUAAACGCAUGAAAAGUGAUCCGAAGGUCGAUAUCAAACAUCAUUGGAAACUGAUAACACUCCUAAUUGGGGCGAACGAUUUCUGUUCGGACAUGUGUUACCACGACACACCAGAGGUUAUCACAAAAUUGCAUGAAAAACAUUUGCUCGCUGCAUUACGAACCAUUCGUGAUAAUCUGCCACGUACGAUAGUUAAUGUUGUAUCCGCCCCUGACGUAACAAUCCUCCUCAAAUUCACUGGGAAGCCAAUGGAGUGUGUAGCAGUGCACUAUGUCGAGUGCCCGUGCUUCUUCUCGUCUCGUUUCGGCAAGAAUCGCAAACGAUAUGUGAAAAUUAUCAAAGAUUGGCAUGCAAUGGAGAGGAACGUCACUGAUCGAGAUGAAUUUCAUAAUUUGGCAGAUUUUACAGUCAAUUACAAUCCAUUUACGAGCAAAUUAGUGUUCCCGUUGAACGAAGAAGGGCGCACAGAUUUUCGGUAUUUGUCCAUGGACUGCUUUCACUUGAGUCAGAGGGGAUAUGCCAUUGCGACAAAUGGGUACUGGAAUAAUAUGAUGGAGCCGUACGGGAAUAAGAGUACGACGUGGAGUAGGAAGGAAUUUGUGGAUUUCAAGUGUCCGACAAAGGAGAUGCCAUAUCUACGAACAAAGGGAAAUAGUUAAGGUAGAUGGAAUUUAAAUUAAAAUGAAGAAAUAAACUUUAAGACUGCGUUGAUGCUUAGUUUAGUUUAAAUACAUUUGAGCUUUAAU